Molecule: messenger RNA, 1050 nt
Organism: Symbiodinium natans
Lineage: Eukaryota; Dinophyceae; Suessiales; Symbiodiniaceae
Source: the annotation of a GenBank genome assembly
AUGCAAGGCAUGGGACCACUGGCAUGUGCAAAUGACCGGUGCCCAUACCAGGUCAGCCGAUCGGAUCCCUUCGGUGGCUUCUGCUGUAAGCGAUGUCAUGCCUCAUGGAGAAGUGGGCAACAAGUCCAGCAUGGCUUUCGCUGUGAGCAGCGCACCGCCGCCGCACACAUGCCGCGGGCUGCCCCGGUUCCACCAGAUGAUCCACUUCCGGUGCCCAAACGCCGCAGAGGUGGCCGCAAGAGGAAGGUUUGGCCCGAUUCGCCACGGCACGCAGAGCCAGCCCAAAGCAGGAGUCCGGAUUCACCGGAGGCACCAGAAGCACCGGAGGCACCGGAGGCACCGGAGGCGCCGGAGCCCCCGCGAGCGCUGCUUACAGCGUCGUCCUCCGUUUCCUUUGCCCGCCAGCGCUCCGAGACCGUCGCUGAAAGGCCCCAGAAGGAGCGGCUGCACGGCUUCCAAGCGCGCCCGCUGUGGCGCCUCUGCCCCCCACCGACCAAGCACAGCGCGUAUGGUGAGCCCGAGCCUGACUUAGAGGAGGAUCGUGAAAAGCCAAUCGCCCGUGUGCACCGUGAACGUCUGCCCCAGAACAAGGAGCCGUCAGGCCAAGCCUCAUCGGCGGACCGCGUCGCAGCAGACUCGCCGGUGCCGGUUGGCAGGCCAAGCAGCGAUGGACUGCACUUUAACCUCGCAGCCCUCGCAGACAGCAGCUGGGCAGAUGAGCUGGUGUCGGUGUGCCAGGAGGCCAUGAGGAGCGGCCCCCUUGUGGCCCAAAACGGUACCAGCUCCGAACCUUCUCCCAGCUCUUUGCCGGCCGGCGCUUCGACUGCCUGCGCUGCCCGCAAGGGGAUGAGGAGGAGGUGGAUGGGGCUUGCGCCCUGCGAAGAGGACGCAGAGAGGUCGGAAGGCGGCUUCGCCAACGAAAAGCGGGUCCUGGCCGCCUCGGAAAGUCUUCAAGUGCAUUCUGCGCAUGCCAUAGUGAGGUGGAAGAUCAGGCGGCACGAGUUUCGGCAUUGGGCUGCUGUCGUGGGAAGUGUUUUCCGUAUCUUCUGA